Messenger RNA from Neoarthrinium moseri, 570 nucleotides. RefSeq lists its product as uncharacterized. The coding region runs from base 1 to 570 and encodes 189 amino acids. The transcript has 2 exons. The record is from RefSeq and is a predicted model, not a curated record. Gene Ontology annotation, molecular function: acyltransferase activity, transferring groups other than amino-acyl groups. Lineage: Eukaryota; Fungi; Ascomycota; Sordariomycetes; Amphisphaeriales; Apiosporaceae.
AUGGACGGCUUUUCGCCCACGGCCGAAGGCAUUGUCAAAUUGGUACCGAGCUGCAACAAGCUGGACUAUACGCCCAGACAUUGGCACCGGGAUAACUAUCUGAUCUCGACGGAGCCUGCCCUGAUACAGGUCGAUGAGGUCAAUGCCGCGCUGAGCACAGACGCCAUGUGGUGGGCAAAGAGCCUCCCACGGGAUCUCUUGAAGAAGGCCCUGCAUAAUUCGCUCAGUUUUGGCCUGUACGCCCUGCCGCAACCAGAUUCCAGUGGUUCUAACAGCAAUGGUACGAAACAGGUCGGCCUCGCGAGGGUAAUUACAGAUGACGUGACUUUUGCGUACCUCUCAGACGUGUACAUCCUGCCGGAACACCAGGGCAAGGGACUUGGGCGGUGGCUGCUCGAAUGUCUUGACGAGGUCAUCAAGGACUGGCCGCACCUCAGACGGUUCAUGUUUCUCACGACUGACGCGAUGGACUUUUACCGCAAGACCCUGGGCGCGAAGGAGUGGAGUGAGUUCAAGACUGGGGCGACAAAGAUAGGCAUGGUCGAGGGUCCUGGGGCACCUUCGCAUUGA